AUCUUUCUCGCAAGAGAGCCGAAGGAUGCUGAAGAUGUGAUCCGGCUUUUACAUCGCCGUCGACGUGACGUCAUUAAUUCCCACCCGGGCCAUCCGUCAUUCAUAUUCACCCCCGUCAAUCGUGCGGACGCGAUAAAAGCUCGCCAUCGUCGACGCCGGCUAGUUACAUCUGUUUACAUCGCCGAGAAACGUGUUAAUUCGCUCCGAUUUUCCAUUACAAGAAUUUAUACAACCGCGAGGAUGUCUUGUCCGGGAAGAGAUCCGUCAUCGGAGCAGCUAAAUAAUUACAAGAGGAAUUUGAAGGGUGAACCUGUAUUAUUAACUGCAAAUGGAGCACCCGUUGCCGAGAAGAAGGCCAGCCUUACGGUUGGUCCUCGUGGACCCAUGUUGCUGCAAGACUUCGUUUACCUGGACGAGAUGUCGCAUUUCACCAGGGAAAGGGUCCCGGAACGAGUUGUACACGCGAAAGGAGCCGGUGCGUUUGGCUACUUCGAAGUUACCCACGAUAUCACUAAAUAUUGCAAGGCCAAGGUAUUUUCUAGCAUCGGCAAGAGGACUCCCAUCGCUAUAAGAUUUUCCACCGCCGGUGGUGAAAGCGGUUCUGCUGACACUGUCAGAGAUCCGCGUGGAUUCGCAGUCAAGUUUUACACCGAGGAGGGUAUCUGGGAUCUUGUCGGCAACAAUACGCCCAUCUUCUUCAUCAAGGAUCCCCUUUUUUUCCCAAGUUUCGUACAUACGCAGAAAAGAAAUCCCGCGACCCACUUGAAGGAUGCUGAUAUGUUUUGGGACUUCAUGUCUCUUAGACCCGAAACGACGCAUCAAAUUAUGUUCCUCUUCAGCGAUCGGGGAAUUUCUGAUGGAUACCGCUAUAUGCACGGCUACGGCUCUCAUACAUUCAAGCUUGUUAACAGCAAGAACGAGACAGUCUACUGCAAGUUUUACCACAAGACCGAUCAAGGGAUCAAGAAUCUCUCCCCGGAGAAGGCCGCCGAGCUCAGCGCUUCCGAUCCCGAUUACGCGAUCAGAGAUCUUUACAACGCGAUUGCUAAGAAGCAAUAUCCAUCCUGGACUCUUUACAUCCAAGUAAUGACAAACGAACAAGCGAAGACCUUCAGGUGGAAUCCGUUUGAUCUGACAAAGAUAUGGCCUCACGAGGAAUAUCCUGAAAUUCCAGUGGGCAGACUGGUGCUGGAUCGUAAUCCCGAAAACUAUUUUGCCGAUGUGGAGCAAGCGGCCUUUAAUCCGGGGAACAUGAUACCCGGUAUCGAGGCGAGUCCAGACAAAAUGUUACAAGGUAGAAUCUUCGCUUACGGUGACACUCAAAGGCAUCGCCUGGGACCGAAUCAUCUUCAGUUGCCAGUGAAUUGCCCUUUCAAGGCGAUCUCCGCGAUGCAUUAUCAACGAGACGGUCAUACGCCGAUAUACAAUCACGGGGGAGCGCCGAAUUAUUAUCCUAACAGCUUCUCCGGCCCGAAGGAGUGUCCGGCCGUUCGUUCGCCGCCGUUCCAUUUAAGCGGAGACGUGGAUCGUUACGAUCCCGUGGACGAGGAUGACUUCGGUCAGCCCGCUAACUUCUGGAAGAAGAUCCUCGACGAACCCGCGAGAGAGAGAUUGGUCCAAAACAUGGUCGGAAGUCUGCGCAACGCCUCGGUGUUCAUCGUCGAGCGAGCUGUGCGAAACUUCGCCCGGGUGGACAUCGAUCUUGCUCAGAGAUUGACGGAUGGUUUGCGCAAAUGCGGGAUAGAGAUCAACGCUUUGGGAAAAUCGGCCAAUCUCUAAAGAGGAUAUAUUAUAUAUUGAUAUAUUUGUUAUUUUUCUCUUUAUUCUCUCGCUUAUGUACUUUUGUACUAUGUAGUUUUUAAAACUACAAACAUUUUUUAAAACAUGGUGGAUUGUUUGCGCAACGUCUCGGCGUUCAUUAUCGAGCGAGCUGUAGGAAACUUUGCCCGGGUGGACGUCGAACUUGGUGAGAGAUUGACCAAGGGUUUGCGCAAGUGCGGGAUGCAGAUCAACGCUUUGGAAAAGUCGGUCAAUCUCUAAAGAAAGUAUAAUAUAUUUGUUAUAUUUUUCUAUAUUCUCUCUCUUAUGUACUUUUGCACUGUUCUUACUUAAAUAUAUAAUAUUUUAUUGUUA
Messenger RNA from Nylanderia fulva, 2133 nucleotides. Lineage: Eukaryota; Metazoa; Arthropoda; Insecta; Hymenoptera; Formicidae. The record is from RefSeq and is a predicted model, not a curated record.